This is a messenger RNA of Lodderomyces jiufengensis, 273 nucleotides long. It is a transcript of the gene RPL37B, whose product is annotated as 60S ribosomal protein eL37. Gene Ontology annotation, biological process: translation. Gene Ontology annotation, cellular component: ribosome; cytosolic large ribosomal subunit. The transcript has 2 exons. The record is from RefSeq and is a predicted model, not a curated record. Gene Ontology annotation, molecular function: RNA binding; structural constituent of ribosome. The coding region runs from base 1 to 273 and encodes 90 amino acids. NCBI's taxonomy places the organism in Eukaryota, Fungi, Ascomycota, Pichiomycetes, Serinales, Debaryomycetaceae.
AUGGGUAAAGGUACACCAUCAUUAGGUAAAAGACACAACAAAUCACAUACUUUAUGUAACAGAUGUGGUAAAAGAUCAUUCCAUGUUCAAAAAAAAACUUGUGCAUCAUGUGGUUAUCCAGCUGCUAAAAUGAGAUCUCACAAUUGGGCUUUAAAAGCUAAAAGAAGAAGAACUACAGGUACCGGUAGAAUGUCUUAUUUAAAACAUGUUGCUAGAAGAUUCAAAAACAAUUUCCAAACUGGUGUUGCUAAACCACAAACUCAAUCAGCUUAA